Lichtheimia ornata is the source of this 864-nucleotide messenger RNA. RefSeq lists its product as uncharacterized. The record is from RefSeq and is a predicted model, not a curated record. The transcript is spliced from 4 exons. Bases 1 to 864 code for a protein of 287 amino acids. Lineage: Eukaryota; Fungi; Mucoromycota; Mucoromycetes; Mucorales; Lichtheimiaceae.
AUGCCACGACAAAAACAAUCGGUGGUCAUGCCAAGCCGGAAAUCGCUCCACAUUUACGAGAAUUGGAAGGUGUACUCGCGCCAAGGGAAACUCAUGUUCCGUUGCAACCAGAAGAAGGCGCGUUGGUACCUAGAUAGAGAGCUUGCCGUGAAACGAGAUAAAGAAGAGCGUGCUAUCCAGUUGACGUUUGAAGCCAAAGGCCAAGGGCAUGAUGAAAAUGACUACAUGAUCGAAGACCGGAAGAAUAUCUGCGUUGUGUGUGCAUCACAAGCUGGCUUGACACUCCAUCACGUAGUCCCUUAUGUAUAUAGGCAAUGGUUCCCACUGGCUAUCAAGUCGAAAUCGAGUAGGGAUUUGUUACUCUUGUGCAAGGAAUGCCAUGAUCGAUACGAACGCCAUGCUACUGCUUUUAAAAAGUCUCUCGCUUUGGAACAUGGAAUGCCCAUGGAAGGAAAAGGAUGGAUUGUCAUACCUGAGCACCGAUACAUGCGCAAGACAGCUUCAGCUCUUUUAUCAGCAGCAAACAAGAUGCCUGUAGAACGUCGACAGCAACUGGAGCAGACAAUAUACGAGUUUUGGAUGCAGAAUGCUUCCUGGGAGAAUCUUACAUGGGGUCAAGUCUUGGAAAAGUGUGCUGCCUUUAAGGAUAUGGAACGUGGCCCUGGUUUUACUGAACAUGGGGAAGGCGUUGUGCAGCAUCUCAUGAAGAACAAGUACAUCACCGAAGAAGGAAACAAGGAAAGAUGGCCAGAUCUGGAAAAGUUUAUCAAGCAAUGGCGACAACACUUUUUAGAUCAUGCACAGCCGCAUCAUUUAAGUAGUAGAUGGUCGGUAGAUAGUGAUAUAUAUACCAAUGGAGCAUAA